This is a messenger RNA of Rhipicephalus microplus (southern cattle tick), 4340 nucleotides long. Its product is annotated as fibronectin. Lineage: Eukaryota; Metazoa; Arthropoda; Arachnida; Ixodida; Ixodidae. The record is from RefSeq and is a predicted model, not a curated record. Gene Ontology annotation, molecular function: protein binding.
UCCUAGUAGAGGAAGGUAUAACUCUCAUCCAGUGGUAGGAUCACGCUCGUUGAGAGCGGACGUUCAGAACGUGUUCUCUCGGUAAGACACAGAAAGAGGUCCAGGAUGCAUGUUGGCAGGCUCCAUACCAUGCUGCUUUGCGCAGCACUGACAGGUGUGACACCCUACGAAGAAAAGGACAUGCGAUGCCGUGAAGACAAUACUCUGGUUCCAAGCUUCAAGGUCUGCGAUGGAACUUUCGAUUGUAAGCAGAGAUACAGAUAUUACGGAGAACCUGAUUCUGAAGACGAAGACGGACAGUUAUGUGCACCAGACUACAUGCUUAUACAUCCACCAGAGUUGAGCAGCCUCACUCACACGAACGGCUCCCUACUUCUUUCGUGGACGUGGAGCGUGCCACAGAGCUCUGACUUGGCGGGCUACUACUUACGUGGUGCCAGCUCGCACCACACUUUUCAGAGAACGCUGUCACCCUUGAUUAGUGAAUACUCGCCUGACUGCCUCAGGGGAUACACCCAGUACAAUAUUACGCUUCGGCCCUUCUACGGGCACUCUGACGACCAUCCAAAACUUGGGAAGGCGGUGCUGUUGACCGUGCGAACUCCAGCUACCGCUCCGGGAGCCCCGAAGAAUAUUAUCCUUUAUCCCCAGUCGGAAAUACAGAACGGAAGUGCGGAAGAGCUCACCGUAACAAUCCUCGAACCAGUGUCUUGGAACUCUAAUCCAGUGGGAUUUCGUCUACGAUGGGAACAAAAGGGGGAACUCAAUGAAACAGCGAGGGAUUUCAAUUUGCCUGUUGACAUGCCGGGAACCACUAAAGACCUCGAUGUCAAGCUGCCUCUAAAGCCCGGACGUGAAUACACACUGUUUUCCAGCGCACGGGGAGCUGGAGAAUUCGGAGAAGAUCUCGUCGGCCCCGAGACAUCUGUCACAUUGGAAACUACUCCUGUCGCUCCCGCUAACUUAUCAGCGGAGACCAUUGAUCCAACUAGCGUUAUCAUUUCUUGGGAGGCUGCUAGUCCUGUGCGAAAAUUUGCGAUUUUGCGGUCCACCUACGCACCAUGGGAACCGCCAAGCCAGUCUUCGCCCAACUAUGGCCAACAGUAUCUCCCAUCUCCCGUUUAUCCUUAUGGUCGGGUCAAUCACCAAGAUGCUGUUCACGACACCCGCCUCAUGUUUUCGAGCAUCGUGGUCGACGGAAGUUCGGAGGAAUCGUCAUCCUACAGGAUUCCUAUGUUCAAUCUCUCGCCCUCGGUCGAGUACGCAGUCGAAGUGAAGGCAUGUGGUACGAACGCAUGCAGCGGUGAGGCAACCCUGCUUUUCACAACACCUCCUUCAGCAAUUCCGACGCCUGUCAUCACAAAAAUUCUGUCGAAUGAUACGAGUUCUCUGUACUUGGAAUGGAACUUCACGCUCCCGCUGCAGACACCUGACUUGAGCCCGGAAAUUGAAGUGAAAGUGGAGAGAAAAGGCAUUAGCCGGCUUGUCCGAACGCUUGAGAAGGCGGUAACAAUCGGGAAUCUCAGCUCAGGCACCGAGUACGAAGUUGAGGUAGUGCUGUCGCUGGAGAGGAAGCCAGGGAAUCGUGAAUAUGGCAGCCCCGCCAGAGCCACCGUUACAACUUGGCCCCUUGUUCCUUUGGCCCCUACACUGUCCACGAAGGGAUUUCAAACUGCACCAGACGUAGCGGUAGUGUCAUGGGUGUUUCUGAACAGCACGGUUACUCAUGUCGAGGUCGCGACCAACUAUAACAGCUGGGUGAACUGUGACAACUCGACGGAGUGUGACGUGGUCGUCAUGCACGGCUGGAACUCCUCUUAUAAGGAAGGGUUUGUGAGAAUCCCAGAGCUCAAACCAUACACGACUUACUUCCUAUCUGCGAAAGGCUGCAAUAACCUAGGAUGUGGUGACAAUAGCACAGUGGUAAUCACCACUGACAUUUCAAAUCCGAGUGAGCCUACAAGCCUGAGACUGAACGUAACAGAAGAUGAUUCAGCUUAUGUCGAGUGGAAGGCGCCGAAUGAACCAAGAGGGCCGCUGACCGGCUACAUUGUUUCAUGGCAUUGUGAUCAGGGCCACCAGAUGGCUGCGACCACUGAUGACUCAUUUAUUUUCAUACCUGGUCUUCCUAGCGUGGCUCAGGAGUGUGUAAUCUCAGUGUCUGCUUUCAACACGGCGAAGGACGGGCGGCAGCUACGCGGAAUAUCAGCCAAAUUGAGGACACCUUGGCCACCUCAGAAGUCAUCUGUACAGCAAGACAACCAUGCUAUCUAAUAUGCCUUAAAACCCAUUCCAGCGUAUGCUUUUCUAUCAAAACUCUGAGCCACAAAUCGAAAAAAGAGUGCUCAUUCAUUUACGUCUACAUAUUUGUAUCGGUGCAAGUACAUUGAUCAGUGCUAGCCCAGUGUCUGGCGCUUUAUCUUUCUCUCCGCCAAAGCCUUGCAACAUUUUCUUUCAUUUUGUAACCUCCUAUAUAUACACAGUGAUUGCAAAAAAAUAAUACGUAAAACAGAUUGCUAACAAACUUGCCGAGGUAGUCCUUGCACAGUAACUUUUGUGUAGAAGAACUUGCUGGGAUCUCGAUAAAGCAAUGUCGAAAUGCCUCUAUACUGCGACCACACAGGCCUUCCAUUUGAAGUCGAUGCUUUUUUUACGCAUCGGCCCUUUAUCGUUGCAGAUUUGGAGACGCUCAAACUUGGGAGCGGGGUCAAUUACUGCUUAUGGGUAGGUGUUGAUGUCGUCUUGACUUACAGAAAAAUAGCAGAACAUUGAGUAAUGGUUGUGCCAACGUUAUACUUUUCAGAAUAAAAUUACUUUGGUCAGCUAAGCGUGAGCACAUUUGCCUAACUAAAGGCGUUUUUAAUGGGCAUGGUUGGUGUCUAACAACACAGUGUAAGCGAACACAAUUAAGUUGUAACCUUCAAAUGGAAUCAUUUGGCGGAAUAGUCAUUCUUGUAUAAAUGGCUGUUGAUUUCAUUUUUGGCACGUCUUUUAUUUGCUCGCACAGCAAUAUCCGGUUAUACUUGAGUACUUAUUGACCUGUCCCGCAUUAAUCUGACGGGUUUAUUGCCAAGCGUUUCCCAAUUGGAAUCUGACAAAGCACAAUACAGAGUCGUUUACAAAAUUUAGGUUGAGUGAACUUGUCGCUGAAUAGGUGUUUAAAUGCUGGUGCAGCAAAGCGAGUCUUUUAAAAGAAUAAAUUCACCGACUGAGAACUCUGUACAGUUCGUUAAUCAGGGACGCUGAAACGCAUGGCGACAGGCGGUUGCAGACGUCGCAGUCGAAACCAAAGUGAAGGCCUUGUAACUCCCGCCGAAAGCGGGCUUUGGCGCCGGCGAGCGCAUUCCCGUCAAUGACAUUUUGACGCUGUUCUACCCACAAUGCCAUUUUCGCGGCUUCUCCUUGUCGCUUGCGUUUGUUCUAUCGAGUUAUCUCGAUUUCGUGUGUAUAGGAGUAUCCAACCACUAUUCGCGCUUGCGUUCCGCUUCCUGAUGAAUCGCGCCUUGAAAAGCUGCCGCAUCUUCGGUAGGCAGAAACUGAUUGCACUUCGCCACCCGGGUCUUUACAUGCAUCCUGAAAGCAGCUUCAGCCUGGAGAACACGACUUCUGUCACGGUUAUACUGUGGGCAUUGUUUAGUAUGUUUUAAAAUUGUACGCGAUUAAGGAGUUUUCAUGAUCCGUGGUCUAGCAACGUAGAAGUUUUGAAUUGAAGCUCGAGCGUACGAGCUCAGCGGCAGGGCUGUGACAUGAUGAUCGAGGUCACUGCAGCGCAGCUAAUGCUGCGUGCACUUAGGACAAUGCUAAAACCAGUGUAACUGACGGCGCAGCUCAUGAAAAAGUUUCUAGCAGCACGAAGACCGACAGAUUUUUAAUUCUCUUAGCUAUAUGCAGCUUUACCAAUAAUGAUUAAUAAAAUUGAAAAACGAACGACCAUGCCAUUACCAGUCACCUUACUCACACUUACACACUUACUCGGCUAGUUUUCUUCAAAUAAACUGGUUUUGCACCUCUUUGCACAAACAGCAUCGUUCGCAUCACAGUCUUGAGCAGUUUGACCCAAGGUUUCUGAGGCUUGCCAAUUCCAUGAAUUUCUGGGUAAUUAGGUUUCUCAACUAUUAGCAUCAUUAAGAUUGAAGGAAAUGGAUAGGUUUUGCAUUCUCGCCCUAUGUUAUGAUUCAGACUUUAUCGUAUCACCAUUGCCUACUUUUCCACUUACCUUUUAUUAGUUAUCAGUUUCCUUUCUUGAUUUUUGUUAUGCCUCUUAUAUUUAUCCUACCAGUUGCUAUUUUGAAAAUGUUUUUAUGACUUGUUCUUUCAAUAAACGGUAUAUAACUACUAAA